CAGUUGAUUAAUUUGACAAUAAAACGUCAAUAUUGAAAAUCUUAUCCUAUUUUUACAGAGUUUUACAAUCUUAAAUCAGCAUCCAUUGUUGCCCUCUAUUAUGUGGAACUCAGUCAUAAGAUUGGGUGUUAUUUUAGAAACUCGAUGUACAUAAGUUUCUUAGUUUUCAUGGUUAUCAGUCCAAAUAUUCUGCCACCUUCGGAAGCGAAACCUUAUUUCACGAGGAACCAUCUAUUGAACUCAGUUGGAGACUCUGAUGACAUGAUAGACUGGACUUCGUAUAACAGAAACCAGAAGCAAGAGCCGAAAGGAUUACAGGAAGCAGCAGAUUACCAAACACUGACAGAAAGAAGCGAAACAUCUGACGGACCAGAAGCUGUAUCAAAAAACUACAGGGAAUUUUCCGGAACAGGUGGAACUGCUUUAAACGAAAAAAGAGAAACAGCCUCUGAGAGAAUGUCAACUUCCGAAAUGCCAACCUCAGAAGAACCUAAAGAAGUGAUGAAGAGAUCGGAUUUGGAAGAUCCUAAUUACGUCAUCAAUGAAAACGAGUACCAUGGUGAAGAUUUGGGAGAGGGGAUAUCGAAUCUGUAUAAUAAAGUGAAGGACUCGGUGAAAGAUAAGGUGAUGAAGAAAAAAAGUAAUACAGGUCUGGAAGAAGGGGAGGAGGAGGAUGAUCCAUUCAAUCUGAGGGAUGAUUAUAAGAGUGAGGAGAGAUUCUAUCGACAAAACAACCCUGUAUGUUUUCGGGAUGAACGAACUGCCAAUGGAUAUAGUGAUUUUGAGGCAGAUCCCGAAGAGCAUUCAUUCGUCAUGGAUGCUGCACCUCCUGCCUAUUUCCUAGGAUCCCCUGAAUACAAGUCAAGACUAUAUAAAGUAGGGUGGCUGCAACAAGAUCCUGAAUCUUCUAACUCAUAUCGAAGAAGGCGUGAAACCGACUAUCAAUUCUCGAACCCAGAGGAAGCAUACUCCCACGUUGCCAACAGAGACUGCGAUACCAAUGAAAAGAUAUUGCAAGCGAAGAAGGAACUCAUGAGCAUGAUAAGAGAGUUGAAGGAUGAUUUCUUGAACAAAAAUAACCUCACCUUCAUUCCGAUCCUAUUCGUACCUAAUUGCGAAAGCUGCAAACUACCAUGUCCAUGUAUUCCUUUGUGUCGAAAGUGUGACCAUGAACCUCGAUGCUGUCCUCAAGAAGGUAUUAACAUUGGAAAGAUGACCAUCAUCCUGUUGGUGAACAACUCAUUGAGCAUCGUGUUGCCUGGAAUGUGCCAAGAAAUACCCAUCGCCUGUCAAAAAGAGGUACCGAUUAUUUGUCUACAAGAACCACCACAUUGCUCACCGUGUCCACAGCCAUGUUGUGUACCUUGUCCUUACAAGAGGAAUGUGAUCACCAAUUUGAAACAGUGCCUGGAUAACGCGUUCAACUUCAUCGAUUUCAGAAAAGUGUUGACGGAUGAUGAGUUGCACCGUAGGGACUCUAGGAGCAUACACUGUUGCGGCGAGAUAAUACCAGGUAUCUUACUGUAUCCCAAGUGUUACAGUUGCAAUUUGCCAAACUGCAAAAGAGUAGUGAAAGACGUGAGUACUGAGAAAACUGAGAAAUUGGAAACCUCUUGCUCUGCCACAACUGAAACUGAGUGCACGUCCAAAUUCAGAAGAAGUGUGGAAUCUGAUAAGAACACCAUAACAGAAGCCGAUAUUGUAGCCGAAGAGGCGGAAUUGGAGAUUGACAACAAGAAGCCUCAGUUAGAGAUGCCGAAAGACUUGAACCUAGAGGAGGUACGAAAAUCGACUGCAGCUAUUAAUACUCCCAAAAGCAUUUGAACUAGAGGUUAAUUCAACAAGGCCCCUAGGAUGUUGACCAACGAUUUCAAUUAUUAUAUCUACCCAUGUUAUCAAAACUAGUUGAAUUGAAGUCAUAACAAAAAAAGAUUUAAUCUCUCGUUCCAGAAGAUAUCUACAAGGAAGAAGUGCCCCUUGAAAUCUAUUGCAUGAACUAAGUUCAGAAUGUCAGAGUUCGCAACCCGUGAACUUAAGUUUCUCUCGAAAUGUAAUAAACCAAUCAAUCUUCUACAUAAAUGUUUAAGAGCAAACUGCCUUUAUUCACAAUUUUUUUGAAUAAAGAUUUUGGAAAUA
Molecule: messenger RNA, 2136 nt
Organism: Harmonia axyridis
Lineage: Eukaryota; Metazoa; Arthropoda; Insecta; Coleoptera; Coccinellidae
Exons: 4
Coding region: 145-1824 (559 amino acids)
Source: RefSeq, a predicted model, not a curated record